This is a messenger RNA of Clupea harengus (Atlantic herring), 4876 nucleotides long. RefSeq names its product cysteinyl-tRNA synthetase 1 (gene cars1). Lineage: Eukaryota; Metazoa; Chordata; Actinopteri; Clupeiformes; Clupeidae. Gene Ontology annotation, cellular component: cytoplasm. The record is from RefSeq and is a predicted model, not a curated record. The coding region runs from base 1113 to 3593 and encodes 826 amino acids. Gene Ontology annotation, biological process: cysteinyl-tRNA aminoacylation. Gene Ontology annotation, molecular function: ATP binding; cysteine-tRNA ligase activity. The transcript has 22 exons.
GUGGAUCUGGAAUACAUGUUUGGAAAUGAUAGCAAAACACAAAUUGCACUGCCUCCCCGCAAGCUAACUUUACGUUCCAUUUCACAACAUUAAUAUGACAUUGCGAGUAAGCAUAAUAUACGAGCCGUCACCUUGAUUUAAUUUGACAUACAACAUUGCAGCUGAUAAAAUGUGCCGAUAUAUAUUGAUGGUUGCCCCAAUGACUAUAUGCAGUCGAUGGGUUGUCCUGAUUGUUAGCUUAUGAUAUUAAGCGUACUAGGUUACCAUACGGUUUUACUCUAUUUUCUAGUAGAUUUGUUUGGGAUGGACUGAUUGGGAUAAACAGGCUCAGCUUAUAUCUCUCAUCCCAUUGGACAUUCGUGUAGUUAACUAGUAAGUUAUAUGUAUUUUGCCCAGGUGUAUUCUUUAUUUUUUUUAAUGUUAUGAAGACAGCGCUUUUGGUGACUGAGUAAAUCCAUAUUUAACGUUCAACGUUAGUUGUGCUUUUUUAUUGCUUGGCAGCUAUCUAAUUUAGUAGACUUGCAAUACUCAGCAAUAGUCAGACAAAACCACCUAUUUGGAUAAUUAGCUACGUUAUUUGUAGGGUCAGUUUUGCUUUCAGUUUGGAAUCCCUACAUUGUCCCGUCUGGACUAAAAUCACCGCCCCGACAGACACACCACAUAUUUUGAAAAGUAGCUAACGUUAUUUGUAGGGUCAGUUUCCCUUUCAAUUUUGAAAUCACUGCUUUGACCAGCAAAGUCCUGGUAUUGCAGGGCCAAGAGGGACGCAAAAGUCACAUAUCACUCUUGGCUCGCCAGUGUAAGCAUCAUGUCCGCAUCACUUAUCCCUUGGCAUGCAUUGUCGGGGAAAUUCUCUAAUUCCAUCUAACUUAUAUACUUCAGAAGACCAGAGUUGUUUAUUUAUUUAUUCCAAUUGCAAGAAGGGUUUGUGGGGACUGAGAACCCCAGCAUCAGUUACACACAGAAAGGACAGACAGGCAAACACAGCGUCCUACUCAGCUCUUAGGUAGGGUUUUGUGUGAACAACUUAAGAGCAUUUGAACAUUUACAUUUUCCAUUCCACAAAUUGCGCACCUGACCCACAGGAAUGUUUGCAGAUAUGCCAUCUGUACAUGUUUUGUGUGUGCCCUCUUGUCUCCACAGCCUUUGAUUAUGGCUUCUUGCUGGGCAUAAGGGAGGAUGCCCACAGGGCCCAGGCGCUGAAUGAGUACCUGAGCACCCGCAGUUACCUGGCCGGGUUUAGUCCCUCUCCAGCCGAUGCUGAAGCCUUUGCGCUUCUGGGCAAGCCCCCACACUUAAAGCAUGUUCACGCCCUGCGCUGGUACAGGCAUAUAGAAGCCCUGCAGCAGGGCCCCCAGGCCCCCCCAGAACUCAGCACGAAAGGAAAGAGAGUCCAACCCUCCUGGUCCCCUCCAGAGGGAAGCGAGCCAUCCAAGCUCAAGCUUUAUAACAGCCUCACGCGUAGUAAGGAAGUGUUUGUGCCCCAGAAUGGAAGAAAGGUGUUGUGGUAUUGUUGUGGGCCAACGGUUUAUGAUGCCUCACACAUGGGACAUGCCAGGUCCUACAUAUCUUUUGAUAUCCUGCGAAGAAUACUGAUGAACUAUUUCAAGUAUGACGUGUUCUACUGCAUAAACAUCACAGAUAUAGAUGACAAGAUCAUCAGAAGGGCCAGACAGAACUACCUUCUGGACCAGUACAAAGAGAAGAAACCUGUGGCCUCCCAGAUCCUGAAGGAUGUCCUUACAGCCAGAGAGCCGUUCAAGACAAAGCUGGCUGAAACGACAGAUCCUGACAAGAAGCAGAUGCUGGAGAGGCUUGACUCAGCGGUGGCUGCUGCCCUGGCACCACUGCAGGCGGCAGCGCAGAGUGGAGCCUCUGACACCAGCAUCCAGAGCCAGGCCCAGGUUUUGCUGGAAGAGGCCAAAGAUCUCCUCUCUGACUGGCUGGACUCUCAGUUCGGCAGUCAGGUCACCGAGAACUCAAUCUUCUCCAUUUUGCCAAAAUACUGGGAGGGAGAAUACCACAAGGAUAUGGAUGCCCUGAAUGUUCUUCCACCAGAUGUACUCACGCGGGUCAGUGAAUAUGUGCCAGAGAUUGUAGAGUUUGUGAAGAAGGUAGUGGAAAACGGUUAUGGAUAUGAGUCCAAUGGUUCUGUGUAUUUUGACACGGCAAAGUUUGACACCAGCCCCAAACAUUCCUAUGCCAAACUGGUGCCUGAGGCAGUUGGGGAUCAGAAGGCUCUUCAGGAAGGAGAAGGAGACCUGAGCAUCUCUGCUGAUCGGCUCAGUGAGAAGCGCUUCCCCAAUGACUUUGCACUCUGGAAGGCUUCCAAGCCAGGGGAGCCCUCCUGGGACUCCCCAUGGGGAAAGGGGCGACCAGGCUGGCACAUUGAGUGUUCGGCCAUGGCAGGAUCCAUUGUGGGAGAAUCCAUGGAUAUCCAUGGUGGAGGAUUUGAUCUUCGUUUCCCCCAUCAUGACAAUGAGUUGGCACAAUCUGAGGCCUACUUUGAGAAUGACCACUGGGUUCGCUACUUUUUGCACACUGGCCACCUUACCAUUGCAGGCUGCAAAAUGUCAAAGUCUUUGAAAAACUUCAUCACAAUUAAAGACGCUUUGGCCAAAAACACGGCACGACAGCUUCGCCUGGCCUUCCUCAUGCAUUCCUGGAAAGACACUCUGGACUACUCAAGCAACACUAUGGAGUCAGCCAUUCAAUAUGAGAAGUUCAUGAGUGAGUUCUUCCUGAAUGUUAAGGACAUCCUUAGGCCCCCCACUGACAUCACAGACCAGUUUGAGAAGUGGGAAGCUGCAGAGAUUGAACUCAACAAUAGUCUCUAUGAGCGGAGAGCGGCAGUGCAUGAGGCCCUGUGUGACAACGUCGAUACACGAACAGCUAUGGAGGAGAUGAGGUCUCUGGUCAGCCAGAGCAACACCUAUAUUGCCAGCAGGAAGGGCUCCAGGUUACUGCCCAACCGCAUGCUGCUUCAGAGCAUCGCCGUCUACCUGACUGACAUGCUAAAGACAUUUGGUGCCAUUGAAGGAACUGAGCCCAUUGGUUUCCCUGUUGGAGGAAGUGGCCAGAGUGUUGAUUUGGAAAGCACUGUGAUGCCAUAUCUCAAAGUCCUGUCAGACUUCAGGGAAGGAGUUAGGAAAAUUGCACGGGAAAAGAAAGUGACUGAGGUCCUACAGUUGUGUGAUGUGGUGCGAGAUGACACUCUACCUGAACUCGGCGUCCGCCUGGAGGACCAUGAAGGACUUCCCACAGUUGUCAAGAUGGUUGAUCGGGAAACCCUGAUGAAGGAGAAGGAGGAGAAGAAGAGGUUGGAGGAGGAAAAGAGGAAGAAAAAAGAGGAGGCAGCUAAAAAGAAAGAGGAACAAGAGAUGGCUAAACUGGCCAAGAUGAAGAUUCCCCCCAGCGAGAUGUUCCGCUCUGAAAUGGACAAAUACUCUGCGUUUGAUGAAACAGGUUUCCCCACACAUGAUGCAGAAGGCAAGGAGAUCAGCAAGGGACAAACCAAGAAACUACGCAAACUCUAUGAGGCACAAGAAAAGCUACAUAAAGAUUAUAUUCAGAUGAGCCAGAAUGGCAACUGAGGAUUCUGGGAGAUUGAGUCUGCCCAGCCCAGCAAUCCGCCCAUCCUGUGUCCUGGUGUUUUUACAAAAUCGAGGCCAGCAAGGUGCCUGUAAUCUGUGUGUCCUUGGACCGAGACUGGGCUUUGUAUUUUCCACAUGGCUGGUACAUUACUGUCAAAUGAUUCCUUUUACUGUGGUGUUAUUAAUUGUGAUGAGAGGACCUCAAAGUGGGUUGACUGAUUAAAGGGCAACAUGACAGAAUAUAUUUCCUAUGAUAUGAGUGAUACUGAGGCCUGAAAGGAUUCUGUAAAUUUCAUAGUUUUCACAUUAAUGGGACAUUUUGGGAUUUUUCAAAUGUUUUUUGCCUGUUUUUAGAUCUUUUGGGUCAAAAUGUUUACUAGGGACAAUUAAUAAUCAAAAUCGGCCCAGAACUAAACUAAACAGGGAACCGCAAAACGGCUAUGCAAUGGAAUCAUAUGAGGUAAGACAGCACGUCAAAGUAAACAGCUUGCUUUCACCACUGACAGGCUUGUGUAUGUUAAUAUAAAGGUCUGGGAACAUGGAAAAAAUCCCCACAGAGAUACACCUGCAUGUAUUUACGGCAGUUACUAUAUAGAAACUGUAGAAAAUGACUUUGUACAGUCAGUGUUUUACCUCUCUUAUUCUGGUCUCUGACUUACCACCCCUAUUCAGUACCUCAAAAGAGCGUGCCUGUAGUCGAUUGUCCUACUGUGUGGUGCUGCACCUUAAAGGAUAAUCAACUACAGGCACUGAAUGGGGUACUACGUCAGAGACCACAAGAAGACAGAGGUAAAACACCGAUUACAGAAACAGUAAUUUACAGUUUCUUUACAGUUAUUGAGAUAAACAGAUGCAGGUGUAGAGGUCUGUAGACUCUCUCCAUGUUGUCAGAGCCUUAUAAUAACAUUUACAAGCCUGUCCGUGGUAAAGACAAGCGGUUUACUUUGACGCUGGAUUACCUAGUAGGAUUACAUUGUUUAGUCAUUUUGCAGUUGCAGGUUUUAGCAUUCUAUCUAAAUACUAGACUUAUUUUAAUUGCCAAUUGUCUAUAGUAAAACAAUUGAGCUAAAAAAGAGCUAAAAAUUGGGCCCAGCUUGAAAAAUCCUGAAGUUUCACUUUAAAGCUACAUUGUGAGCCAUGUGUGGCAGUCAUUACAGUCAGUUUGUGGUUCCAUUCAGUCUGUAGGUUUACCACAAUGGUGAGACAGAAAACCUAAGAAAUAUUUCCAAAAAAAUAAAUGUUUAUAAGGACAUGAAGUACAAUAAUAAAAUGCACUCUUCAAA